UCAGUGCGGUCGAUCAGGCGAUCGAUCGAGUGGACGAGUGAGCUUUUAAAUACUGUUAUUUGUACACUACCCCAGGCUUGUGAAUAGAACGCUCGUGUGCAGAUCCGGUGUGAGUUCUUUCUCUUGACGCGACUGGGAGAACUAGACUCGCAACAUGGUGACGGAGAAGAAGCUGACGCGCUGGACCUCACUUGCUUUUGGUGGACAGCCGUCGUUUUCACUGCCGACCGCUCUAAAGAUGAUGGAAAGCACGUUACCUGACAACUGGAAAGCGUGGAAAGCGAAUUGGAUGGAAUUCGCAGCGUUGAUCCAGUUAGACGAAUAUCCGAAGUCAUACCAGAUGGCCAUGUUCCGAUACGCUAUCGGCCAUGAAGCGUGCCGUAUAAUGAAGCCGUGGAAUUUCUGUGACCAUGAUGGAGUGAUGGAUCUUUCCCAAAUAAUCGAGAGGUUUGAGAACUAUUGUGAUGGCCGAUUAACCCUUCUAGCUAGUUGUGGCAGGUUGGUCGAUGCCUUUUCAGUGGACAGUGAAUGUCAGCAAGCGACGAAUGAUUCAAUAACAAAGUACUCAAACGGUCUUAGCGAACAAGAGUGUGUCUUUCCAACGCCGUUGACACAAAUGCGACCAGCAUCAUCACACCAUGAUCUAACAACCACUGACAACACGCUACUCCCGGAAAGCUGCAUCAGAAUAGAGUGCAGUUCAACACAGUCGCUUCAAAGGGUCGAACGGACCGAGGCUGCAGCCGAAAGGAAACAUUGUCAUAAAAACUGAAAACAAACUAAAGAAAUGAUACUGGAAGGAAGAAAAGCGCUAUCUACCGAGAUCGAGACAAGUUCGAUUCAACGUUUCUUCAGUUGGAGGCGAAGGAACUUGAUGACAGCAGCUAAUGCUCUAAUUCAGCCCAACCUUGCUGCGACUGUCAUGUCUUUAGACCAGACGCUCACCCGCAGUAGACAAGGAUAUAGCAAAUGCAACACAAAAACUGCGAUAAAAUGAAAAAGGGAAGGAUGUGAUGGUGGCUGAAACCGGGGGCGAGGGCGAUCGUUUGCCUCAGUGCGGUCGAUCAAGCGAUCGAUUGAGUGGACGAGUGAGUUUUUAAACACCCAAUUAAUUGUACAUUGCCUCAGACUUGUGAAUAGAACGCUUGUGUGCAGA
Dicrocoelium dendriticum is the source of this 1156-nucleotide messenger RNA. The record is from the annotation of a GenBank genome assembly. NCBI's taxonomy places the organism in Eukaryota, Metazoa, Platyhelminthes, Trematoda, Plagiorchiida, Dicrocoeliidae.